Molecule: messenger RNA, 2104 nt
Organism: Saccostrea cuccullata (small rock oyster)
Lineage: Eukaryota; Metazoa; Mollusca; Bivalvia; Ostreida; Ostreidae
Exons: 7
Coding region: 37-1896 (619 amino acids)
Source: RefSeq, a predicted model, not a curated record
UAUUGCAUGUUAUGACGUAAGAAGUCUUGUAAAGUAAUGGCAGACCAAACAACUUCAGAUACAAAUGAAGAAUUUGUAGACUCUACGGAUGUAUUUCUUGACAAAGUAAUUGAGGAGUGUAUGAAUGUGCACUCUUCGGAUCAUUUACCAGAUGAGAAUGAACAGUUUUGUGAAUCUGUAAUGAUAAAAGAGAACCUCGACCUGAAUAUCAAAAGAGAUGAUCAUGAUGACGAUAACAGUCACAAAUAUUUUGUUCAUGGUGCAGUGCCAUUCUUCAGAGAGAAGAUAGUUCCACUUUGGUUACAGGAAGAUGAUGUAAGUUUUGAUUUAGACGAAAACAUUUCCAUCAUACGGCGAUCACAAAGUGACGAUUUGCUUUCCACCAGUAGAUCUUCAAGCAAGAAUGACCAUAUUAAUUUGCAACGUUCAACAAAGAGCGAGAAAAACAGUCGUGAAAUCAUUUAUCCUCACAAGUCUUUGAAUGAUACUGUGCAGUCUAUUUCGUCGAAUCCUACUGAUGGACUGGUCAAUGACGCAAGAAGUGAUGCUAGCUCGAGUAAGAUAGAUUUUUUGGCCGAGUAUGAACGCAGAGUCGAUCUUUUAGAAUGCUCCGACUAUGCAUUGGAGGAAGUAUUUGUUAUGUUACGUUGCUGUGUUGAAAAACUUUGCUUAAAUAGCGGCAUAUUAUCUGAAAUCCAAGAACAAGAACAAUCAAAUGAAAAGAGAACAGAUUCAAAAGAAUUUAUGCCAAAAGAAGUUGAUAAAGAGGAAGAAAACGUCGGGGAUGUCAACGAAAAGGACCAGAAAACAGACAAAGAUACGUCAGAUGACAGUGAAACAGGAAAUCUCACAGAGUGCAAAGACAAUAAGAAUAUUCUUAAAGACCUUUUGGUUUUGCUUGGCGAAUUGCAAUCUAGAUUUGAACAUUUCACAUCUGAUAUUGGAGACCUUGUUCAUCUGGGAGCUUUGUCGGCCCAACAUGCCUUGAGAGUAGAGCAGUACGCCAGGAUUGUGCAGGGUACAUAUGGGAAACUGAGGGCGGACAACGAGAAGAUACACGAAUAUUUACAAGACAAAGAAGCGAGUUGGGUUCAGACACAGACUCAACUGCACAACGAGAUCGUCCGCCAAACAGAGGAGAUCCAAGUGUUGAUGACCGAACUCACCAAGAGUAGUUCACAAAACCGAAUCCGACACCAAAUGCAAGAUCGACACCUCAAUAAAGUAAAGAAAGAUGUGCAUUCUACAGAAGAUAUUGUCGAUUUGAUGCUGCACCAAAGAUGUUCAAUAGAAAAAGCAAUGGCACUGGAUUUCAGUCGUCAAUCUAAGAUAAAUGAGCAGAAAUUGGUGGUGCUUCAACAGCAAAGAUAUAUCCAAAAACUAGAGUUACAGCUUAAGGAUAUGGAUCUAGUUCUUCGAGGACUGCUGUUUUCAGCUGACGAGCCACAAGAGCCACCAAAGGAUUUCCAGAAUAUAUCUCCAUUAAAAAAUCCCAUCAGUAUGAUAUCAGACGUUCUUUUCUGUGAUCAAGCUCAGUAUCUGGUGGAUAAAUCUACUGACAGUUCUUUGGUUUCAGAACAAGUAUUCCAAAUAGGAGAUUCAACUAGGAACGAAACACAAUCAGAAGGAGUGUUUGAUCCACAGAGCCUGUCAUACGUACGCAACAAAAUACGUGAACACGACGUACCGGAAUCUCAGCCUGUUCUUGCUCGAGAUCUCGGAAGUGGCGAGAGUAGAGGGCUGGAUAAUAUAAACGUGGAGUAUGAUGCAUGUGUGGAAGAGAAUAUCGUAAAUUUGCAAAUUUCGGAUGAUGCGUCGUCGUUUGAAGAAUUCAGAAGCAUCAUGGAAAUACAAGUCUCCAGAACAGUAGGAGAAAACGAUUCGUCGCGUGAGUGAUGGGUGAAAGAUAUUCUGUGAUAAUUAAAUUUUAAUGUUAAUUGUUCGUAUUUUGAGUCUGUGAUAUUUGUGCCAUUUUUAUUCUUUGAAUUUAUAUCUUAUCUGUUUUACCGUUUUGUAACAGUGUGUAUGUUUAUACAUAUGUACAUGUACAUAUAUUGUAAUAAUUGGUGUGUAUGGUUUGUUGACCUUUAUUUGAAAAAAUAAA